Messenger RNA from Macrobrachium nipponense, 339 nucleotides. RefSeq lists its product as uncharacterized. The record is from RefSeq and is a predicted model, not a curated record. The transcript is spliced from 3 exons. The coding region runs from base 1 to 339 and encodes 112 amino acids. NCBI's taxonomy places the organism in Eukaryota, Metazoa, Arthropoda, Malacostraca, Decapoda, Palaemonidae.
AUGGCACCACCACCACAUCCUCCUCCUCCUCCUCCUCCUCCUCCUCCUCCUCCUCCUCCUCCUCCUCCUCCUCCUCCUCCUCCUCCUCCUCCUCCUCCUCCUCACCGGCACACACUGAGUUCUUGGCGAGAGCCAGAGUCAAACAGGUAUAAAGGUGACAAAUUGCCAAAACAUGACCCAAUGUUAUGUUAUGCUGUGUUAUUCAUCGGCGUCCGAUGCGUCGAGAUCAAAAGACGAGCAACAAAACAUGUUUGCUACCCGACGGUGCAUUUUGCCUUGGCUGAGGAAGAGUUUUCGCUUCCGAGGACCACUCACCACCUUGCUGGCCCUUCGGAAUAG